This is a messenger RNA of Eutrema salsugineum, 2200 nucleotides long. RefSeq names its product pentatricopeptide repeat-containing protein At1g02370, mitochondrial. NCBI's taxonomy places the organism in Eukaryota, Viridiplantae, Streptophyta, Magnoliopsida, Brassicales, Brassicaceae. The transcript has 3 exons. The record is from RefSeq and is a predicted model, not a curated record. Bases 34 to 1971 code for a protein of 645 amino acids. Gene Ontology annotation, molecular function: protein binding. Gene Ontology annotation, cellular component: mitochondrion.
AUCAAUUCUUAAGGUUUGAAAACUGUAAAGAAGAUGAAUUUUCGUAAUCUGAUAGCAUCCGGUUCUCGCCUCGGGAGGAGGUUCUGUGCAACGGUCUCCUCUCCGGCGUCGGCUGGCGUCGAAGCCUAUGCUUCUGCUCCGACGGCCGCGUCAAGGCAGCGAGAGAUUUACAAUAAACUGUCGAAGCUUAGUGUGACGGAAGGGACAGUGCCAGAGACGUUGAAUCAGUUCAUCAUGGAGGGCAUUACGCUCAGAAAACACGAUCUCUUUCGCUGCGCCAAGCUCCUUCGCAAAUUUCGUCGCUAUCAACACGCCCUUGAGAUCUUUGAAUGGAUGGAGAUGAGGAAAAUGGCAGUAUCUGCCUCCGAUCAUGCGAUUCGUUUGGAUCUAAUCGCAAAGACGAGAGGCUUGGAAGCUGCUGAAAACUACUUUAACAAGUUAGAACCUUGUGCAAAGAAUCACCAGUCCACUUAUGGGGCGCUCAUGAACUGUUACUGUGUGCAACUCCAGGAAGAGAAGGCAAAAGCUCAUUUUGAGAAAAUGGAUGAGCUCAAAUUCGUUAACAAUUCGUUACCGUUUAGUAACAUGAUGUCAAUGUACAUGCGGAUGAGUCAACCGGAGAAAGUACCUGUGGUUGUUGAUGCGAUGAAACAGAGGGGUAUAUCUCCAUGUAGGGUCACUUACUCUAUAUGGAUGCAAAGCUGUGCAAGUUCAAACGACUUUGACGGACUUGAGAAGAUUAUAGCUGAAAUGGGCAAAGACAGUGAAGCUAAAACCACUUGGAAUACUUUCUCUAACCUUGCAGCAAUCUACACUAAAGCUGGUCUUUUCGAGGAAGCGGAGUCUGCGCUGAAAUCUAUGGAGGAGAAGAUGAACCCCAACAACCGUGAUGCCCACCAUUUUCUCAUUAGCUUGUAUGCUGGGAUUUCGAAAGCUUCCGAGGUUAAUCGAGUUUGGGAAUCGUUGAAGAAGGCUCAUCCUGAGAUCAACAAUAUGAGCUAUCUUGUUAUGUUACAGGCUCUGAGUAGCCUCGGCGACGUUGAUGGGAUUAAGAGGAUUUUCACAGAGUGGGAAUCGAAAUGCCAGGUUUACGACAUGAGGCUGGCUAAUAUCGCGAUUAACACGUAUCUUAAAGGAAAUUUGUAUCAAGAAGCAGAGACGAUUCUUGACGGUGCAAUGAAAAAAUGUAAAGGACCUUUCUCCAAAGCGAGACAGCUUCUGAUGAUUCAUCUAUUGGAGAACGGUAAAGUGGAUUCGGCUAUGAAGCAUUUGGAAGCCGCGGUUUCUGAUUCCGCAGAUAUCAGAGACCACUGGGGCUGGAGCUCAGAGCUGCUCAGCUUGUUUUUUCUUCACUUUGAGAAGGCUAAAGAUGUUGAUGGAGCAGAAAAACUCUGCAGGAUCUUGUCGCACUGGAGACCUUUUAUGGACUCUGAAACUGUGACCUUUCUUAUAAAGACCUAUGCAGCAGCCGGAAAGAUUUAUCCUGAUAUGCUUGAAAGACUGUAUCGAAACGAGAUGGAAGUAAGCGAGGACAUCCAAGACUUGCUUGAAAAGGUCUUUGAUUCGAAGGAGAAGAGGAAAGUGCCAUUUUCUGUCUCCGAUCAUGCAGUUCGUUUGCAUCUGAUUGCAAAGACGAAAGGCUUAGAAGCUGCUGAAAGUUACUUUAACAACCUUGAUCCUUCUGCAAAGAAUCAUGAGUUGAUUUAUGGGACACUCAUGCACUGUUACUGUGUGGAACUUCAGGAAGAAAAAGCAAAGGCUCAUUUUGAGAAAAUGGAUGAGCUCAAUUUUGUUAACAAUUCGUUACCGUUUAAUUACAUGAUGUCAAUGUACUUGCGGUUGGGUCAACCCGAGAUGCUGGAUGUGCUUAUGGAGGGGAUUAGAAAGAGGGAAGAAAUCUGUCCUUGUGGGAUGACUUACAUUAUAUGGAAUCAGAGGAAAGGUAUCUCCUUGUAUUGUGAUGAUAGGUAAUAAUUCUCGGUUUUUAGACCUAUGUCUCUUUUAUGAGUUUAAGCUUCUCUUUUUUUUUUUCCUUGGUCAAAAUUAGUAUAAGCUUUUUGGUCUAGAAAGCUCAGCUUUUGACAACUUGUGGGUUAAGAUCUCAACAGUGUUCAUAAUGAACCUGCAUUAGUUUGUUAAUAAUCGCUAGUUGAACAUUAUGUUUAGACUUGUGUCUCCUCGAUGAGUUCAAGUUUCUUGU